AAACGUAACGUGUGCCUCUGCAUAAAAUCGCUCUCCCUAUAAGAAAUGGGGUUUUUUACAUGAAUUCAUAAACAUGGCGUUUAUUUUCUGGCGUCCACCUUUUGAUCAAACAUUUCUCUAAUCCAGCACAGUCCCCGCAUUACACAAUUGGUUCGUAUUUUAACAAAAAGGUCCGAAAGCUGGCUCAGGGGAGUAAUUUUCGGUUUGGAACAGAGAGUAGGAAAAGAUGGACUGGUGUGGGGCAGUGCCUAGCUAAUGUUGAUGUGACAUGCAGUCUGAGUGCAGUACUAGGUACAUCCAUUCCGUAUCCGAUUUACUCUAUACCACAGACGAAAUUGAAUUUCUACUCGACGACAUUAAGGAUCUGGAGUCGAAAAGCUACAGGCCUGAAGACAUUCAGGACUUCGAGAUAGCGGGCAGCAGGACGGGGGCGCUCAGCGGAACGGCCGAGUGCGCGGGAGGCUGCGAGUGCGAAUCGCCCCUCGGAACGGUCAACUCCUGGGACUCGCACUCCCACUACCGCCGGCACCCACCCUCGCCCGAUCUAUCGCUCUACUCAGGCGUCAUCCUCUACUGCGACCACACCCAGCUCAGGACGUCCACGGGGUUCUUUCGGCUGCUCCUGCUGGCGACUUCUAUAGCAUGUUUGGCGUGCUUGUGCACGUCGGGAACGCUCAAAGUAGGACUGUUUAUGCUUCCGUCGGCCGGGCGGAUACGAUUCAUGUUGUUCAUAACGUUGUUGAGUAUGUUCGUGACAUGCCUUCUGCUAUUUCUUGAUAUAUCCCACAUCGUUUAUUUGUUUCCUUUCAAUUGGGGAAAAGUGAAUGCAUAUUUAUAUGUAAGCCUUUGUGUGUUGUUCCUUAUAGCUUCGAGUCUCAUAUUUCACAUGACUUUCGCAAUUGAAAUGCCCAAGUGGUCUCAUCAUCAGUUGUUAGUUACCGGGUGCUUAGGAUACUUUUGUAGUAUAGAAUCGGCGGUGAUAUCGCUGAUACAGAAAUGCCACAUGGCCCAAUACGAGCCGGUCGAGGAGGACCUGAGCUUCCACCUGCAGGAGAGGCACACGUCUUCGACGGACUCGCCCCAGCACAAAGUGAACCAAACGACGCACAAUUACAAGCCCAUCGUGAACUAUUCGGUGGUGCCGUCGACGUCCAAGCAGGACCCGCUUAACUACUUAGACGACAUACAGCCUUGUUCAUCCAAAUCGGAUUCGUAUAGAGUAGCAUGAUGAUGACUGAGGGUUUUACGUCAGUUAGAUAGCAUUGUUUUUAUCACGUUUACUGCUACAGAAUGAACAGAUGGGUGUAUUUCGAGCGGGUUUUUUAUCAGAAAUUUUCGUUUGAAGGAAAAUGUGUAGGUUUUUUAUUCGUUUUUUUAGCGGUAACUUUCCCGCUUUAUCGUCUGAAUAAUGAAUUUUUUGUAGGUAUUAUUCAAACUACUUAUUUGCUUUAAAGUGUUAAUGCAAUUAGGUACAGUGCGGCGGAAAUAACACUUUAGCUAUUUCUGUUGGUCUGUAGGUAAAAUUUGUAAACGAUAAAGGGAGGGAUACAUUUUUAUUUCAUCGCGAAUUAUUUUUUAGCGACUAACAACUACGGGUACCUUCGACAUUUAAUAGUUUUUGAUAAAACGCCCCACGACUUGGUAGUAUUUUAGUUGGUGCAAAUAGUUUGAUGCAGUACAUUUCAAUACUUUUUUACGGAAAAGUGUGUGAUAGCAAUUUCGAAUAAUUAGCGUUUUUAUAUUUAAAUUAAAUGAGAGUAGGUUAUAUACACGACCGAUUCUAUUGGUACAAAUCGAUUAUAAUUUUUAUUUAAUGCGAGAAUAACUUACGUUAGCUUUACCGAUUUAAGGCUAAAGAUGACGAUUUGAAUUAGUCAUUAGUACAAAGAAAAUACAAGGAGUAAUUAAUAAUUGCAUUUCUGUUAACAAACGUUCAAUUCCAAUCAACAUUUUAUUAGUUUCUAGCAACCGAUAGAUGAAAACGAGGAAACUGUUGAAAUAUUUGCACUUAAACACUUGUUCAAAUUAAGCAAAGAGAAAAAUUUUAUCUUGUCAUUAUUGUAUAUAGAUAUCUAGUUUUUUCUCCGUCUAUUCAGAAUACUUUAUUAGACGUUCGUCGGCCUUUUUGGAAUGCAAUUCCGAAACUGUAAUUUUUAAAUGAUCGAACGAUAUGCGAAAAAUGUUUUAUGGCAAGAGUAUAAUGGUAAGCUUCAAAGUUAAGUGGUGCUACUAAAUAUAUUUUUUUAUAAAGUAAAUUCCUUUAUUUCACUUUUGAUGUGGAUUGUGCAUUUUACUGUCUUUAUUUCUUGAUUAUAUUUGGAGUUUUUCUUGUGGAGAACGUUUCUGCCUCAAUUAUUCCCGUGAAAAUUCGUUCCAUCAACUGCAUAUCGAGUGUUUUAUGUAAAUUUUAACGUAAUCUCCUAAUGGAAGGAGAUUUAUUUGUACAUUUUUAUUUAUUGGAAUUGCAUGUAUGUAAAUUUUAUGAAUGAAAAUAUGAGUACUGCCAAAACACGAGUCAACACUAAUAGCCAAAUAGAUUUUUCGAAUUCAAAGUCUAAUUUCUUUGAUUGUUUCACGAAUUUGAUUUGGCGGACAAUCAGAGCGAUCGGCAGCGGUGUUUUUUUGAAAUUAAUUUAUAGAACUUAUGUUAUAGUGUGAUUUUAUACUCAAAUAAAA
Messenger RNA from Phyllotreta striolata, 2676 nucleotides. The record is from the annotation of a GenBank genome assembly. NCBI's taxonomy places the organism in Eukaryota, Metazoa, Arthropoda, Insecta, Coleoptera, Chrysomelidae.